AUGGAUACAAGCUUAGCAUCAAUACUCUCGGGUCUUACGAGUUCUCUGGAAUCCGCUAUCCCAGCGCUGCCCACCAGCGACUCGAUUCUGCCUCCGGCAAAUGGCAUCACACUUUUGGACGCGAAGAACGAGCUCUUCCUCUCCUAUCUGCAAACUCUGGCUCUUCGGAAUCUGGCCGUCAUUCGCAGCGCAAAGGAUGGAAAGACCACUGCUGGCGACUUCGACGAUCAACUCGUGAGGGACCUUGUCAAGCACCGCGUGUACCUGGAGAAGGGCGUGCGGCCCUUGGAAGACAGACUCAAGUACCAAAUCGACAAGGUCGUCCGCGCAGCUGAAGACGAAGCUCGCGGUGCCGUCCAAAAGGCUGCCGUUGCCAAACAAUCCACCGCCGCCCCUGCAGCCUCAGACGACGAAGAAAACUCAGACGAAGACGAUGGCUCCGACUCAGAAGCAGACUCAGACGACGGCCUCGCCUUCCGUCCCAACCCCGGCGCCCUUACUCGUCCCUCAGAAGCAACCGAACCCACAUCAUCAAAGACCGAAGCCGCAAGCGACGGCAUCUACAGACCUCCCCGCAUAAACGCAACAACCAUGCCCACACCCUUAUCUCCACGCCGCGAAAAGGGCGAUCGCAAACCCAUGCGCAGCAACACAAUCGACGAAUACGUUGCCGACGAGCUCAGCGGCGCACCAACCGCCCAACCCUCCAUCGGUAGCACCAUCACCGCUGGUGGCCGCCGCGACAAGUCUGCCCGCGAACGCAGAGAAGAAGCCGAACGCACUGCCUACGAAGAAUCAAACCUGGUGCGUCUGCCCAAGGAAAGCAANAAGGAAAGAGCAAAGAAGGGUGGAAACAAGCGUGGUGGAUUUGGUGGUGAAGAGUGGGAUCUGCUGGGCCAGGGUAUUGGGCGCAUUGACAGGUUGACAAAGAAGGGAGAAAGAACUGGUGCUGGUGGUGUGGGCGGUGCUCUGGAGAGGAGCAGGAAGAGAAAGGUUGACGAUGAUGGUGGUAGAGGCGGUGCUGAUAUCGGCAGAGACUUUGAGCGUAGGAAGAAGAGGGCUAUGCGCAGGAACUAA
Aureobasidium musti is the source of this 1077-nucleotide messenger RNA. Lineage: Eukaryota; Fungi; Ascomycota; Dothideomycetes; Dothideales; Saccotheciaceae. The record is from the annotation of a GenBank genome assembly.